AUGUCUCUUGAAAACCCACUCAAGAGACCCCACCAAAAGGCUUACUCGGUCAUUUCUCACAAGGUUUUUGUGAGAUCGUCCAAGGCCGGUAAUGCUACUAAACUUUAUCGCGAACAGUACCUUCGUACAGAUAUUCCAUGCUCUUCUGCACUUUGUGACUUAUGUGCAGGAAUUACUCCGACACUUCCAGAUGGAUCAGUUCAGCUACCUAUCCUUGCCCGUGAUCCCAAUUCUACUUCCAAGCGUGGACCUCACUAUCUUGUCAUUGAUACUAACAUUGCUCUCCGUGCUAUUGACGCGCUUGAACUCAAGUCUGCCUUUUUCGACAUUAUCAUUCCGCAAACUGUUUUGGAAGAGGUUCGCAAUCGAUCUCUCCCUGUUUACCAGCGGUUGCGUAAUCUUUCCAAGGACGCUGAUGAAAAACGAAUUUAUGUUUUCCACAAUGAGUUCCGUCAAGAAACUCACAUUGUACGUGAGAAAAACGAAACCAUCAACGACCGCAAUGACCGCGCAAUUCGCAAGGUUGUAGAGUUUUACAAUAACCAUUUGGCUGCACACGCCACCGCCUUGUCCAAGGAACUCAAUGUCUCCAUCCCCCAAGUCAUUUUGCUUUCGGAAGACAAGGCCAACCGCCAAAAGGCUCAAGCCGAAGGUAUAACUGCACUUUCCAUUCGCGAAUACAUUUCGGAACUCCCUAAUAGCGAUGAAAUUCUCGAUAUGCUCCCAUCUGAGGAGGACACCUCCAAAUCUUCGGAAAAUCAGUUUGAAUACCCAGAAUAUUACCCUCAAUCUCGUGUUCUUGGUGGCGUUAAGAACAAUACACUUUUCCGUGGUAAGCUUGAAAUUAACCGUUACAAUUUCUUGGAAGGCACAGUUUCUACACGCGCUUAUCCUCGUCCUAUUCUCAUUCUCGGCCGCAAAAACCUCAACCGUGGCUUUAACGGCGAUACUGUUGUUGUCGAGCUUUUACCCAAGAGCCAAUGGAAGUACCCUUCUUCCGAAGUUAUUGAGGAGGAAAAACUUGAUCAGCUUGACGGUGCUGAUAAUGAAGAUGAAUUUAUCAUUUCCGAGGCUGAGCGCAAAAUGCUUUCUCAGGAGGCUCUUAAAGCACAAGAGGCUGUAAACAAAAAGAGUGACGAAGAAGAAGUUCCUGCUCUUCGAAUCCAACCUACUGCUCGUAUUGUGGCAAUUGAAAAACGCAGCUGGCGUUUCUACGUUGGCCACAUUCCUUCUAACUCUGUGACUGUGGACGACACAAACUCGCUUAAGAAUGUUUUUGUAAGCCCACUCGAUAAGUGCAUUCCUCGUAUCCGCAUCCGUACACGCAAGGCUCAAGAGCUUAUGGGCAAGCGACUGGUUGUGGCCAUUGACUCAUGGUCACGCACAAGCAAGCAUCCAGACGGCCAUUUUGUACGGGCGUUAGGUGACAUUGAGACCAAGGAAGCAGAAACAGAAGCCUUGCUACUGGAGCAUGAUGUGGAGUAUAGACCUUUUUCCAAAGCUGUACUCAAAUGUUUGCCCCCCGAGGGCCACGACUGGAAAUGUCCAGAAAAGCUGCAGGGCAGUGGCGACCCAAAGCUGGAAAAAAGACGAGAUUUACGUCACUUGGAUGUGUGCAGUAUUGACCCUCCACGAUGUCAGGAUAUUGAUGAUGCUCUUCAUGCAAGGCCUUUGCCCAAUGGCAAUUACGAAGUUGGUGUUCAUAUUGCUGAUGUGACUCACUUUGUCAAGCCCAACACACCUCUUGACGAAGAAGGUUCGCGCCGUGGUACAUCUGUUUACCUUGUGGACAAGCGUAUUGAUAUGCUGCCCAUGCUUUUGGGUACCGAUUUGUGUUCGUUGAUUCCUCGUGUGGAUAGAUUUGCAUUUUCAGUUUUGUGGGAGCUAUCUCCGGACGCCAAGAUUGUGAAUGUUGAGUUUACAAAGUCUGUGAUUCGAUCGCGUGAGGCUUUUGAGUAUGGCGAGGCUCAGGCUCGAAUUGACGACGCUUCUAACAAUGAUGACUUGACUAAGGGUAUGCGUAUUUUGCUAGACUUAUCAAUCAAGUUGAAACAACAGCGUAUGGAUGCUGGUGCACUUAACCUGGCGUCACCUGAAGUCAAGGUUCACACAGAUAGCGAGACUUCGGACCCCUCUGAGGUGGAGAUCAAGCAGCUUCUUGCAACCAACUCACUUGUUGAGGAGUUUAUGCUUUUGGCCAACAUUUCAGUGGCACGACAGAUUUACCAGGCGUUCCCACAGACAGCCAUGUUGCGUCGUCACGGUGCUCCUCCGGCUACCAACUUUGAUGUUUUGAAUGAGCAGCUGCGGGUUAAGAAGGGUUCAGAGUUCCAUAUUGACACUUCGUCAUCCAAGGCACUUGCCGACUCACUUGACAAGCUUGUUGAUCCCAAAGAUCCUUUCUUUAAUACACUAGUGCGUAUUAUGGCUACAAGAUGUAUGAUGGCUGCUGAGUACUUUAGUUCUGGUAGCUACUCGGAGCCCGAGUUCCGACAUUACGGUCUUGCGACAGAAAUUUACACGCACUUUACGUCACCAAUUCGAAGAUAUGCGGAUGUGGUUGCACAUAGACAGCUUGCUGCUUCAAUUAGCUACGAGCCAUUGGACCAGGUGCACCGUGAUAAGGAAAAGAUGGAACGGGUAUGCUUCAACAUCAACAAGCGCCACCGCAACGCACAGUUCGCCGGGCGAGCAUCUAUUGAGUACUAUGUGGGACAGCUGUUGAAGCGGGAAGGCAGUGAUGCGACGUCGGUGACACAUGAGGGCUACAUUAUUAAGGUGUUUAGUAACGGUGUUUCAAUUCUGGUGCCCAAGUUUGGAGUGGAGAGUUUGAUCCACUUGGAAGGUCUGGGCGAUCCAGAAACUGCACGAUACGUUGAGGAAACAUUUACAUUAGAAAUUGAGCGGACAGACUCGAAGACCGGGAAGCGACAGGUGCGUGCACUGAGCGUGUUUGAUCGGAUCAUGGUGAGCGUUCAUUCCGUCAAGGACGAGUCUUCUGGCAAGCGUAAGGUACAGAUGCAGUUGGCUGAUUAG
Molecule: messenger RNA, 3036 nt
Organism: Magnusiomyces paraingens
Lineage: Eukaryota; Fungi; Ascomycota; Dipodascomycetes; Dipodascales; Dipodascaceae
Exons: 1
Coding region: 1-3036 (1011 amino acids)
Biological process (GO): rRNA catabolic process
Cellular component (GO): nuclear exosome (RNase complex); cytoplasmic exosome (RNase complex)
Molecular function (GO): 3'-5'-RNA exonuclease activity; RNA binding; endonuclease activity
Source: RefSeq, a predicted model, not a curated record